Molecule: messenger RNA, 1311 nt
Organism: Funneliformis caledonium
Lineage: Eukaryota; Fungi; Glomeromycota; Glomeromycetes; Glomerales; Glomeraceae
Source: the annotation of a GenBank genome assembly
AUGACUGAAAAAACUUCUUUUACUGCUAUUCCGUUUGAGGAUUCUCAAGUUCCUAGUGAACGAGAAUUGCCACCUUACAGUGAGAAACCUCGUUAUACAUUUCCUCCAACUUCUCUUGACUCCAAUCCGCAUGAAUGUCGUUAUCAGCAAAGAAAGAAAGCUUGGAGAAAGGCGUUGCUUGUUGUAUUACUUGUAUUUUUGGGAGGAAGAUUCUUAUUAGCUGGAAUUUCGUACUUCAUGUUUAAUGCCAAUGAUGAUCAAUAUAUUUGGAUUCAAGUUCCUGGCAUGGAUCCAGAAAUUGGAUCACAUGAAAUGCCAUAUAAUGCUCCACCAUCCGAAGCAACUCUCAACGUUCCAGAAUCUCCUACAUGUGAUUCCUCCGUAAAGUGGAAUGGUCCAAGUGAAUUGUUAUUAGAUCCUAAUGAUGUCACUGGAUUGAUUUUUAAGGUUAAAGGGAUAGCGCACGGAAGUGUUAUUAUUCGUCAAGAUCCUAACGCAAAAGAUUUUCUCAAUGUUACAAAUAAAAUCUUCCUUUCUGACGAUUCUCUUCAAGAACAAGUUGAUAUUAGAAUUGAUAUCAUCGAUGAAGACUAUUCUGUCACUGUUGAGGCUCCAUCAUUUGAAGGUCCUCGUCCUUCCCAAAAAUGUGUCCGAGUUGAUACUAUCAUAACCAUUCCAAGCCAAAUUCAUGUCUUCAGAUCACUUUUAGUUGAUGUACCAAAUAGUUGGAUUUCUGCUGAAGGUUUGGGAGCUAUUGAUUUCGCUUAUGUCAGUCUUAAGACUAUUAAUGGACAUAUUCGUGUUGAUGAUAUCAGUGCCGCUAUUGCCGAAGUUGCCACCAUUAACGGACACGUUAAAGGUGAUUACGUAAUCGCCGAGAGUUUUGAUGUUCGUACUAUAAAUGGCGCCAUUGGAAUCCAUACAAUUAUUAACCCUUGGUCUGAUGAAAUAUCCAUUACUACAAAAUCCGUAAACGGUCAUGUAGAUGUUACAGUGCAUGAAUUGAACAAAAAACAAGUCCUUAACUUCAAAGCUGGAUCUGUCAACGGUGGCGUCGUCGCAACUAUGCCUGAUACAUACCAUGGAGAUUUCUCUGUCUCCACAUUAUUUGGAUAUUCAUAUGUUGAGGGUAAAGAUAUUACAUAUGUAAGAAAGUCACGAAAUGUCAAGACUGUAAAGAAAACGAAGAAAUCUAAGAAAGGAUGCCGUCAUCACAAACAUCAUCACAAACAUCACAAUAGUCAUGAUGAUGAAAAGACAUCACAAAUUGUUAUCGAAGCAGUAACUGGUUCUCUUGAAUUAUACUUGUAA